Dendronephthya gigantea is the source of this 6419-nucleotide messenger RNA. RefSeq lists its product as uncharacterized. Gene Ontology annotation, molecular function: protein binding. NCBI's taxonomy places the organism in Eukaryota, Metazoa, Cnidaria, Anthozoa, Malacalcyonacea, Nephtheidae. The transcript has 55 exons. The record is from RefSeq and is a predicted model, not a curated record. The coding region runs from base 166 to 6342 and encodes 2058 amino acids.
UUUUGUGCAUUUUGUACUGUAUCUUGCUAAUAUCUUUAUUUUGAAGGCAUUUGACUCCUAACAUUAAAGGAUAUAUGAGUCCAAAAUACACCUUAAGAAACGAUUGUGCACCAGCGUUUAUAGUGAGACAAAAGACAACAAGGCUUUUAAAAGUUAUAAAAGAAAAUGUCGUAUCUUAAGUCAAAGACACGGCCUAAGAAAUACGAUAAGGUUUCAAUAGAAUUUAAGAAAGAGUACGAACGCUUAUCUAAAAAGUCGAAAGUCGAAUACGAAUCCUUGGAAAAGAAUGACAAAACGGAAUUGCUACUUAGCGAGGGCCUUUCGGUUCAGAAAUCUGUUCCGAAGCUAAAGGAAUUUGCCCGUGCUAAACAAGGUAAAAUAGAUUAUGUGGACCAAAAUGAAAAUGUAUGUGUGAAAGACGACCAACCGGAUACAUUGGCUCGUAAGAAACCUCAAGCAUCUACGAAAGGCAAGAAGGAGAUUAGAUUACAGAAGACGGAAGAUUUAAAAACAAAACCCCGUCUACACGAGCAAGGAGUCGUGUCGAUACGGCCGGAUAAUCCCGACCUUAAAGUUGUUAUGCAGGGUAAGAAAAUAGAGAAGAAAUCUGAAGAUAAAGAAGAUGUUCAAACUGACGAAGGGAAGCAAGGAAGCUACCAACUGGAUUAUGAUGAGAUGUUGCAGUUUUACAACUCAAUGCCACCCUUUGAUAUUCCAACCACCAACCUUCCUGCAAAGUUUGCUAUAACAGGAUCUCAGAACACAUCCAUGCCAGUUUCUCUUGCUCAGAGAAAUCCACCAGAUGAGAGGGGUCUAAGUUCUGCCACCAGUAAAGGCACUCGAUCAUUAGUAGAUGAUGAACCAUUUAUCUUGCCAUGGUCCUCAGAAAGUAGUUCAUCUGGUAGACGAUCGUCUUGUCGGACAGCGUCGCGAGGUGAUCGGGCGGAAGACCGGAGUGUGGAGGAUGAGAAGUACAAACCCGUGUUCAAAGACGUUUUGUCGCGGCUGCAGUCAGGUGGUGAAGGUGAAAAGUUGAGCGUGUCUCAGCUGAUUCAAAUGAAACUGAAGCAGAUUACAAGUGGAAACAUUGACACGGUGGAUCUGGACAAAUCAAGUCACGCUUCUCAUUUAGACGUGUCUGAUAAGAACGAAGAUCUAAAAGUGCAUUCUGAAAUAGAGACGACAGACAAAGGAGCCCAUGGUGGUGUGAUCAGCGGUAAAUCGUCUGUAAUCGCCGAUGAAAAAGAAGAUUCAGAAAUCCCUCGUGAAAAUGAGGCAACUGCUGCACGUGAAAAAGGAAUAGGCGAGGAGGGCGAAAUUGAAGGCGAAACAUUAAGCAAGGUACAGGUAAAUCUUGAAGAUGAUUCAUUUGUGCCUGAAGAAGCUGGAGAACCUGUGCGUGAAAAAGAUGAAACAACGGAUGAAGUCGAAGAAAGAAAAAAGACAGCGUCUGGUUUGGCUAAAGAAUAUCCUCCGCCUACCUUACAGGAUUUGUUGCUUCCACUAAAGGUCACGGCUUCGGAUAUAGUCAGCAUUUCAGGCAAGAAGGCCGAGUUUGUUGAAAGGCCAGGCGUUCAAAGUAAAUAUAUUGUCUCAAGACCUGAGACAGCAGGAAAUAUUCAGCGUGAAGUCACUUUCCUGUCAACCUGGCAAGACAAAGAAAAAGCCACCUCAGUUAAGGUCGAUGAGAAGGCCGGAAUCAAUAUCCAUCAUUUUUGCUCACAAACGAACAGCGUGGAGUUACCAGCUCACCUCACUCGGAUAUCCAGAGAUAUGCACACUGUGGAUAAACACAGGGUCGUAGCUCACCGCUAUAGACCGAAUUCUCAGGACCCGCUCCCUCGCGCGUUUCCUAUAUCCGACGCUGUUCCGGGCUGUUGUGAACACAUAGAAACAGAUGUAGACUGGACGCAGGCUGCUGGUGACUACGAGCUAAAAAGAAAACUAUCAGACGUUGCUCGUGGUAUCCUAAAGAAUGCCGGACGUGAUGAAGAAACUUUGGAAAAUUUACAGAAAGUUGCCAAAGAUCUCUUUUCAGGCAUUUCCGAUGAACCUUUGACGGUCGAAGGAGUGAAAAUCGUCGUUAAAGAUGAUUCGACAAGGUUUUACUGGACACCGGCACCACCUAAACUUCACCUUUCGCCGUCAACAAUUCGUGAUCAGAUGUUUCCAGCCUAUCAAGGCGCACCUGUGCUAAAGGCGAGCACGGAGACUGAGUACGAGACUGUCCAGGGGUCACCAGAGGAUUCCGAUGAAGACGAGGUCAGCUUUGAUAAACUAGACCCUGAAGAUGCUGAAGCCAGACAGAGAGUUCUCCAACGUACCCAUGGUUCUCUCUCAAACAUCAUGGAUGAUUUGUCCCGUAAACCAGUGAAAUCACUGACUGGGGAGAAUCCUCGUGCUUCCCAUGUCGAUGUCGUGGAUAGAGGUAAAGCAGAAGGUGUCGAUGAAAAAUUCUUAUCCGUUUUGGAUGUUCGUCGUCAAAUGGCGAAAAUCAAGGAUUCUCUGAGGUGCUCUGUUGUGGGAAAUACAGAACCUGAUGACACGGAGCUGUUCUCGGGGGUAAAAACACAAAGAAGACAACAUUCACAACCUGAUCUCAGUAAUGAACUAAGUUUAUGUUUUGACACUGGCUACAACGCUAGUAUGCAAGAGCUUGGAGAACAAAUGAGUGCACUUGAAGCUAUAAAAAUGGAGAAGAGAAUGCACCAUCGAAGCGAGACCCCAAUUUCUCCAAAGAUUGAAACUUAUGGUGAAAAACAGGACUCGUUUGAUCUCUCUUCGUCAUUAAAUGCUGAUUCAUUUAAAGUUGAGACGGAACAGACAGACAAAAUAGAUAUUGGAACAGAGACGGCGUCUGUUUUUACCUCAUCGAGUAAAGCUGUUUUUUCUACGCCAAAACCUGGUAAAAUUUCUCGCAAGCCUCAGUUGUCCUAUGUCAGGCGAGGAAAGAAAGAUGUUAUGACUGAAAAAGAACGUCUUCGGAGAAAGAAAAUAAUGAGGAGAAAAGUGCAGGCGAUGUUAAGUGAACCACCUCGGGUUAUUAAAAGAUCAAAAUCAUUGCAAUUUUUAUCCAAUGAAAGAGGGCUGACUCGUUCACGAAGUCUUCCUUGUUUGUUCGAUUAUAAAGUUUUGGAUAACGAAAACAUGACUGGUGAUGAUUUAUUCUUCUGGGUUCAAGAUGAGUAUUGGUACAAAUGGCUUGAUGAGGUUUAUCCACCAAGUUUGGCGACUCCAGAUAUUCUCAGAGACAUAAAAAGCAGCUUAUCUGACGUUGAAAUACCAACCAGUGCCAUUUCGCCCAAUAUUUUGGACGAAGUUGAAGUAAUUGAACCACAUGUUGAUGAGUCAAGCAGACAGCUUUACGAGGACCUAAAGAAGGAGGUGGAAAAGAUUUCUGAUUUGAUCGACGAGGCGGAGAAACAAGAAACGCUUGCCUUAUAUUUAGCAAGACGAGGGGCAAUCUACCGAAAGCUGGGUCAUGUUAAGAAAGCCUGGGAAGACCUUGAACGCUCGAUCGAAUUAGAACCCCAACUUUUAACCAAUCGUUGGCACCGACAUCUAUUGCAUCUUUUGAACAAUAACCCAAAGAAAGCGUUGGAAGAUUUAACUUACAUAACGAAGAAAAACAGCAAUAUCGUGAAAGUAUUUUUAUCAAAGGCGGAGAUCUACAAGAAACAGGGUGACAGCACAAUGGCGAUCCUAAAUUAUUCUCAGGCCAUCAAACUGAAUCCUGGCGAUGCUGACGUCUAUUAUAACAGAGCGGCGUUGUUUCUAGACAAAGGAGACGUUGUUCUUGCCUUGGAGGACUAUAAGAAAGCAUCUGAGCUACAACCCAGCAGAACAGAUGCCAUGUUUUACAUUGGUAAAUACAAUUUCAACCAAAAUCAUUGGCCGGCUGCAGUGAAGUGUUUUACAGCCAUGCUAAAGCAAGAUCCUUUAGAUGCAAAAGCGUACUUGUUCCGGGGAAAGGCCUUUGCAAAACAGGGAAUUUUCAAGCCAGCCCUCAAAGACCUUUCGUCAGCUUUACAUUUGGACCCAAGAAGUAGCGAGGCUUUCUUUCAUCGUGGCUGUUUACUUCGCAAGAUCAACCCUCAAAAGGCUAUUCAAGAUUUAAGCGUAUCGUUGUUAUUGGACAGCAGCGUCGAUAACGUGAAUGCGUUUUUACAUCGCGGAAUUAUUUACACAGACUUAAAACGAUGGGACGAAGCCGUUUGUGAUUUUGAGUUUGCAUUACGACUGGACAAAUGCAUUGCCUGUGCGCAUGUCAAUAUCGGGCUCAUCAUGAUUACAAAACAUGAGAGUUAUGGCAGAGCAAUCAAACGGUUUUCAGCUGCAGUUCGUGUGGAUCCCACCUACGUGCGAGGUUAUGUUUGUCGCGCUGAGGCUUAUGAUAAACUUGGCCAUCUGAAAGAAGCCAUCGAUGAUUUCACUAGGGUGAUUCACUUAAGACCAGUGGUUGCUGAUCACCGCAUGUCGAGGGGCAAACUUCUUCUGAAGCAAAACAAAUUAGAACUCGCAAGUUUCCACAUCAGGCAAGCAGCUGAAUUGAGUCAAGGUCUUGGUGGUUCAGCGACACAGCAAGCUAUUGUUCACGCCUUUUUGCGUGAUUAUGACAAGGCGAUAGAUAUUCUCACGCGAGCAACGAGGAUCACUCCCACUACGACGAUGCUCAUAUUACUUGGCAAGACGUGCAUGAAAGCCAAGGAGUUUGAGAAUGCCAUCGCUAGUUUCAAGAGAGCCAUUUAUAGCCUGACGCCUUGGCAUCCGCGUAUCCAGAUGCCAUUAGAAGCAGCCACAGUUUACUUUAUGAUUGGAACAUGCUAUACAGAGCUGAACAAUCCCACCAGUGCAUUGGACGCUUUCAAUAAUGCCAUUAAAGUCAAUCCAGAUUAUGCCGAGGCUUACUACAAUCGUGGUCUCACCAAAAUGAAGUUAAAACAUGCAAAGAGUAUUCACGAUUUCAAUAGAGCUCUGGCUAUUAAUCCGAAAUUAUUCCAGGCGUUUUUAAGUCGAGCGGCAUAUUACGGUACAAAAGGACGAUUUUCAAAGGGAAUCAUGAACUGUAAUGAGGCCAUAAAACUUCAGCCAAGAAGUGUCCGCGCUUACUUGUACAGAGGUGCUUUGAAAUUUCACAUCUCAGCAUAUAAGCUGGCCGUUCGUGAUUUAACCGAAGCCAUCGCCAUUGAUUGUACAUGUUUAUUGGCUUACUUCAACCGAGCUGUUUGCUAUCAAGCUAUGAAAUACUAUCAGAAGGCUUUGAUUGACUACAGCACGGUAUUGUUAAGUAGUGAGGAACUUGACGUUAAGGUUUUACAAAACAGGGGUCUUCUUUACCUGGAUAUAGACGAUAUGGACAAUGCCCUGAUGGACUUUUCUCAAGCUGCGAAAGUCUCACCGAACAACCCAAAAAUUCUCCACACGCUUGGAUUGUGUUAUCACAAGUUGAAUCGUUUACAAGACUCCGUCAAGUCAUACACAGAGGCGUUACGGUGUGAUCCGUUCUUCAAAGAGGCUUACAUUGGACGUGGGAAUACUCUGAUGGACUACGGUCACAAUGUUGCAACCCGUUAUGCAAGGUUUGACUACUUAAAGGCAUUGCACAUCGAUCCAUUAUGUUUGCCAGCUCGAGUAAAUCUUGCCUAUAAUUUACAGGUUGAAGGGAAAUUCCAGAAGGCGUGGGAUCAAUUCACUGCUGCACUCAAUAUUGAUAAAAAUUUUCAGGCAGCUUUAGAAGGUCGGGCGAUUGUCAAUCUUCAAAUGGCCAACACGUUCGCUGCCUUUGUUGACAUGAACGACUGCUUGAAGAUUUCAAAGACUGCAGAACUGUUAACUAAUAGAGGCGUUGUUCAACAGUUCAUGGGUGAUACGGUAAACGCGAUGCGAGAUUAUCAAGCCGCAAUACGUUUGGAACCGUGUUAUUCCUUGGCUUAUUACAACGCGGCUAAUCUCUACUUUAAACAAAGACAGUUUCAACAGGCUUUAUCCUACUAUGAAAAGGCGUCGUCGUGGAAUCCACAAGAUGAAAGCGCCGUACUGAAUGCUGCUAUUACUAAGGUUUUACUAAAGCAGUUCGAUUCAGCACUAUGUGAUUUCCAAAAAGCAAUUGAAUUAAGUCCAUACUCAGCUCACAUUUUUCUCAAUCGUGGCAAUCUGUAUGCCUCACUUGGUCGGUAUGAACAAGCAGAAAAUGAUUACACUCAUGCGUUAGAGCUCAGACCAGGUGAUGCGCUGACCUACAAACGGCGUGCUGACGUGAGAGGAAAAUUGUCCAGGCGAGAGGAAGCCAUUGAAGAUUACAAAAUGGCGAUCGUUAUUCAAACUAGUGCAAAGCAAAGAUAACCUUAAUUUUAACCACUAAGAUUUUUCUAAGAGUUGAACGACGUUUUUUAAAGCAAAUUGUUAAUAUAUAUAUAUUG